AUCAUACCCUCUCGUCGACAUAGUGCGCAACGAUGUCGGCCUCGUCGUCAACGUCAGCCUCGACCGCGACACCGUCCACCCUCGCCGCAGGCUCCUCCGCCGAAACCCAAGCAGCCGCAUUCGCCUCCGACCCGCGCAUCCAUUUCGACACGCAGAGCCAGACGUGGAAGUUCGAGGACGAUAAUGGAGAUGAGCUGGAGUAUGAUGCGGGGAAGGGGGCUUGGGUUCCUGUGGUAGAUGAGGAGCUCCUGAAGCGCCAAGCCGCCGCAUACUCAAUCGCAGGCGUAGACGAAGAGGCCCCCGCAGCGCCCGUCGCGAAACGUGCCAAAAAGCGGAAACAACCCGAGGACUACACCUCCGCCACGCCCGAUUCUGGUCCCAUCUCCAUCAAACGCGGUAAAAACUCGUCCAAACCGUCCGCCUCGACUUCCAAUGGUACAGGUGCGGAUGCACCACCCCCGAAGAAAUCGAAAAACACAGCCGUAUUCGUGACCCGCCUCCCGCUCGACGCGACACACGAAGAGAUCGUGUCUUGUUUUUCUAAAUGUGGAUUGAUCGAAGAGGACGAUGAUGGGGAGCCGAAGGUCAAGAUGUACGCCCGGGAGACGGAUGAGGGGAGUAAUGGCAAUGGCAAUGGCGCUGGAGGUGGAGGUGGGGAGUUUAGUGGAGAGGCGCUGGUGGUGUAUUUCAAGGAAGAUUCGGUGGAGUUGGCGGUCAAUAUCCUUGAUGAUACGGAGUUGAGGUUGGGGGACGAUACGACGAGGAUGAGGGUGCAGAGGGCUGAAUUUGGGCAUAAGGGGGAAGAAGGUGGUGGGAGCGGCGCUCCUGGGUCGGCGAGCGGGAAGGGUGAGAGGACGAGGAAGGUGGUGGAUAAGAGGAAGACGACGAGGAGGUUGGGGAAGAUGCAGAAGAAAUUGGAGGAAUGGGACGAUGAAGAUAACUUUGGGCCAUCGCUCACGGACGCAGACCGUCUUGGGCCAGGCCCACAAGGCGCAGGUGCCAACCCGAAUAGCCGUGUUGUCGUGCUGAGACAUAUGUUUACGCUGGAGGAACUGGAGAAAGAUGCCACAUUAUUGCUGGAUCUGAAAGAAGACGUGAGAGAAGAGUGUGAGACGCUGGGUGAGGUGACGAACGUGGUGUUGUACGAUAAGGAGCCAGAAGGGAUCAUGACGGUCAAGUUCCGCGACCCAGUCAGCGCCCAGGCAUGCGUCAUCAAAAUGAACGGUCGUUUCUUCGCCGGACGCGCCAUCGAAGCCUCCCUCUGGGCGGGCAAACAACGCUUCAAACAGUCCGGGAAGGGAGGACAUGCCUACGAGGAGGAGACUACAGGUGGGGACGAGGGUGAGAAGAAGCGGUUGGACGACUUUGCGAGGUGGCUCUUGACGGAGGGUGAUUGAUUUGGUCUGUUGGUGUUGUGCUUGUUCGAUGUCUUGGUUUCGUUGGAGGGUGAUAUGUAUGGGUGGGUUGGAAGGACGAGUGGUUAGGCGCGCGUGGUGUAGACCGUAGGUAGUCCGGGUUUUAGGGGCUUCAUCAUUAUGGUCGUUC
This is a messenger RNA of Stereum hirsutum FP-91666 SS1, 1545 nucleotides long. RefSeq lists its product as uncharacterized. The record is from RefSeq and is a predicted model, not a curated record. Gene Ontology annotation, molecular function: RNA binding. Bases 33 to 1397 code for a protein of 454 amino acids. Gene Ontology annotation, cellular component: U2-type spliceosomal complex; U2 snRNP. The transcript is spliced from 6 exons. NCBI's taxonomy places the organism in Eukaryota, Fungi, Basidiomycota, Agaricomycetes, Russulales, Stereaceae.